This is a messenger RNA of Sphaeroforma arctica JP610, 1926 nucleotides long. RefSeq lists its product as hypothetical. The transcript has 6 exons. NCBI's taxonomy places the organism in Eukaryota, Ichthyosporea, Ichthyophonida. The record is from RefSeq and is a predicted model, not a curated record. Bases 19 to 891 code for a protein of 290 amino acids.
GCAAAGGCGGGGUUGAAAAUGGGUGACGAAGUGCUCUCCUGGGAUGGUAUCAGUGUGUCGGGUGUAGACCCUUGGGUUGUACUUCAAGAGAUCCAACAGGAGCAAAACUUGGCCAAGAAAACCAAACAUACGAUGCAUAUCAGGAGGCGGCCUUUCUGUCGUCUCGUAGGCAUCUCCUUCGCAGAAGUCAACGAACGGCCCAAACCCGAAGAACCGCAAGAAAUCCAGGAAACCCAAGAAACUCAACAGCAACCGCAGCACGAGCCCACAGCCAGUGGUACUGACGGUACUGAUACCACUGAAAGUCUGCUGAACCCCUCCACUGGUUCCACAGGCGAGGCGAUGGAGGGCAGGGAAGGUAUCGAACUGACUGGAACUAACUCCACGGCUGUCAAUCGGAUAGGAGAAUUGUCAACACACCGGGUUCAGGCCAGCGCGAGUCUCGCGGCGACGAGCACCACUCUGGGCAGCUUGCGCAACGGCAGCGUGUUCAAAGGUCUUGUAGUGACUAAUAUCGAAAGCGAUGAGAGCAAGAGUGGCCGAAUUAUGCAGAAGGUGUCCGUGUUUGUCAGCGUGCACCGGAAAUUGGCGAGUUGCUACUUCUCCUGUUGCCGGAGUGGCGGAAGCAUGUAUGAAGAUUGCGGAGUGUUCGUGCAGAAUGGCGUGCUGAUCUGUAAGGAAGGCAAUGUGGCGCUGCUAGAACUCAAUGGAGAGAAAGUGGUGGGUGUGCCUGAUGAGAAAGUAGCCGCGUCUAUAUAUAGACAGGCAAUUUUGCACGAGCGAGGUCUAGCUUCAAAGAUACGGGCUGUUGUGAUGGAAGAGGACAUAUAUAAUUGUCUGUUUCCAAGUCCUUCUGUGUCGCUGUAUUUGCGGAGAUAUGAGAACAGUUGAGCUGCAAUGUCGUGCACCAAUCAUAUUCAAGUACUCGAGUAAUCAACACCCCCAAUCGAGGCGGAAUACCGCGGAAGUGUGGAGAUAUCAAAGUGGCGAAUCUGUAGGUUCCCACCUAUGCGUAGACAUUCUCGGGCAAGUCUUCAAGUAUGGAUAGGCCAUGUUUUAUUGUGUGUGCCUAUCAGACGGUAUUGUUUCAGAAUAUGCUUCUGCAUAGCAAGGAGUACAGAUUUAUCCGGCUGCACCAAUCGCGUCUCAGAUGCCCGCCCUCCCGUUAGCAUAGUCUCGCCAAAUCAUUGAAAUGUAACAGUGAGAAUUGGUACCACACCGCUGGCGACGCCCCAGUAUUGCACGUUGAUUCGGGCUAUCCUCACGCGCACUAUAGAUUCUCUCGUGAACGGAAGUUGCGGUACCACACAAUACCAAUCGAAUGAUAGUUCAGGAAUGUACCAUCACUUACGCGAUUUUCCUGGUAGAAUGAAGCCGCGCAGGGACCCAAAGCUGACUGCGUAGGUACAUCCGACCUUGGGAGUGGGCGCACUCUCUCACUCUCUUUACCCAAACCCUGUUAUCAACUACUUCUCCGUUGCAACGCCAAAUACAGGCUUUCCAAGAGGUUGUUCGUUCUAACAUUACAUAUGUAGAGAAGAAAAAAGUCUUACAGUAGUCUUCAAUCGUGUAUAUAUUGAGACCUGUACUGUACAGCUUCUAAGUGAGAGUCGACAGCGUCGACAGCUGGCAGUGUACAGGGUAGCACAUGUCUAGAAACUCAGCAGAGAAUUAAGCUACUUCUACUGGUGAUAUCUCGGGUGAUAAUACCUCCCCUGGUUCUGAUACAAUAUAUCUUACGUCCAACGUAACCGCUGGUGGUUUGUUGUAGUUGUCAACAGUGCUUCAACAGGAGUCCGUUCAGGAGUCGCCAGAUAGCAAAUUAAGGCGGGAUGCACCUUCAAGGUGGCUGCCCUUUUAACGUCCACCACAUGAUGUAAAAAUGUAAAAGAAUCAGUCCCAAUUGAAUAAAGAAAGUACACUCCU